AUGAAUUUACUCAAUGAGCUUGAACAAUUGGCGGAUACUUCUAUCUACAAGGAGGAUGGCGAAAUCGACACAGUUAAAAUGUGGCAGGAGCGCUUUGGAUAUAGUUAUGAAGAGGCAGCGGCGUUAACGGCGGCUACGAAAUUAUCAGAUGACGCGGUUGUACGGGAAAGAAGCUUGUCGCCAGCAGAGGCGCGAAGAUUAUAUAUUCUCAAACUGGAAGGUCCAAUCGACAAUGCGGCAAAGGUCCAAGUUGCCGGAGAUCUCCCCACUAUUCCAGAAAUAUAUCACGACGAAGGAGAGGGGGCCCGUAGCAUCUUUUGCAAAGUUGAUGGUCGUGCAAAAGUGACCAUUGAGCAUUGGCUUUCGAGCCAGAAAUCAUCAUUCCGGCCCCUCUUUGUCCCCGUUGGAGCAGCAUAUAAGGAACUCUCACCAGACACCCUAUAUCCAACCCUUGGCAAAGACACAACCCUUCCCCAGUUCCGCCCUCAAGCUCCCUUGGCUUCGGCGCCUACCCAAGACCAGUAUCCGGUCUGGUACUUUUUCUACGGCACUCUUGCUAGCGUCCCAAAGCUAGUCAGCCUCUUCUCUCUCCGCGAAGACGACGACGACGAUAUUCCGGUAUUACGAAAAGCGAGUGUCAUCGGCGGGGAAAUGAAAACUUGGGGCCAGGGAAAGUACAAUGCUCUGGUUGAUGGACAACAGAGAAUUCAGGGUUCUGCAUAUCAUGUUCGGACGAAGGAUCAUGAAGAUGCCCUUCGGAAAUACGAAACAGAGGCAUACGAGGUGGUAAGGUGUUCAAUUGAUUUGGAGGACGGUUCAGUCGUACAGGGAUGUACGUUUAGAUUCACUGGGGAGGUCGAUUGA
This is a messenger RNA of Glarea lozoyensis ATCC 20868, 864 nucleotides long. RefSeq lists its product as uncharacterized. The record is from RefSeq and is a predicted model, not a curated record. Bases 1 to 864 code for a protein of 287 amino acids. The transcript has a single exon. Lineage: Eukaryota; Fungi; Ascomycota; Leotiomycetes; Helotiales; Helotiaceae.